Molecule: messenger RNA, 1584 nt
Organism: Diachasmimorpha longicaudata
Lineage: Eukaryota; Metazoa; Arthropoda; Insecta; Hymenoptera; Braconidae
Product: lipase 3-like
Exons: 6
Coding region: 109-1344 (411 amino acids)
Molecular function (GO): hydrolase activity, acting on ester bonds
Source: RefSeq, a predicted model, not a curated record
UCUUCAGUAGCAAUGUCAAACCGUAGACAAUAACGGUGUCCUUGUUACGUAUAAAGUGGAUGUAUAUCGUACAUUUUGCGCAAACUUGAAUAUUCUUAAAAUUUAACAAUGUUUAAAUGCUCCCAGAUAAUUAUUCCAAUUUUAUUUGUGCUCCUACCAGCAGCAGCAUUUGAUCUUCGAACUAAGUACUUUCGGAGUGACGAGGAGGCCAAGGGGACCAAGUUCUACGCCCUCGACUUUCUGGGCCUGGUCGAGAAGCAUGGACGCAAAGCAGAGUGGCACAAUGUUACCACUGAAGAUGGAUACAUCCUUUCGUUAUUCAGACUCCUACCGAAUUCUUCGCAUGUCAAUGAAACAGUAAAAGGUCGUACAUUUUAUCUGCAACAUGGGAUGGGCGCUUGUGCUGAUAUUUAUAUUUUACUUGGUCCAGGCAGAAGUCUCGCUUAUUCGUUAUCUGACGCUGGAUACGAUGUUUGGGUCGGUAAUUUGCGAGGAACUCACUACGGUCGCAGACAUAAAAAAUAUUCAACCGACGAUUCGGUCUUCUGGGACUUUAGUAUGGAUGACUAUGCACUUCGGGAUUUACCAGCAAUACUCGAUUACAUACUUGCCACCACAGGAGAGACACAAUUGUCCUACCUCGGCCACUCCCUCGGCACCACAAUUAUUCUAAUACUGCUCGCUGAUAAACCAGAAUACAAUUCUAAAUUAACACUUGCCAUCCUAUAUGCUCCAGUGUCUUACUGGAAAACAUGGAAUCCCACCAGAGUUUUUCUAGCACUGACGACUUCAUUCGCGAAACCUUUCCUACCAACUGCAACUGAAUUUCCAACUCCGACCAUUCUUCCAGCGGCCAUUAUUCAUUAUAUCUGUUUGUUAAACCCCUUGACAAUCAGAAUAUGUGUGAUUCCAGUGGAGUUCGUGCUGGGGGAGGAUCGCGAACAAAUAGAUGUCAGUGAAGUCGUAGCAUACAUAGCCCUCUACUAUCCUGCUGGUCAUUCAGCGAAGGUACUAUUCCAUUACGGACAGCACGUUCAAUCGGGAAAGUUUGCACAUUACAAAGAAGGGCAUGACGGGGCAGACUUGGAGUACAACCUGAAAAACAUCAGAGUACCCAUGAUUAUUUUCGAAGCACAAAAUGAUCACCUAGUUCCCCAAGGAAAUGCGGAAUAUUUACUUACACAACUUCCUCCGGAUCUUGAAUUACGUUAUGAACUCAUUAGUCAUAAAAAAUUCACCCACGGGGAUUAUGUCGCUGCGAAAGAUGUCGAGGAGAUCCUCUACAACCCGAUGCUGCAGAUUCUUGAAGAGUCUCAUGUGUUUAAGAGAAAAGUUGACGAUUAAUUCGGUCAUCAUUUGAGCUUGGUGGCAAAAACUGAAACCGUAAUUACAAAAAGAUGUUGACGUUUUAGCAAUGUUACCCGCAUACCUUAGCUUAUGAGAAUAUCUUCAAUUAUCCAAGUAUAAUAUUGUUUAAAUUCAAAAUAUAAUAUAUACAUUUAUUAAAAGGACGUUUCUGGGCUCGUCGUUAACGUGAUGGCCCUAUCACCAAUGGAAUUGGUAAAAAUAAAGGAAUCUAUACUA